This is a messenger RNA of Dendronephthya gigantea, 4832 nucleotides long. RefSeq names its product ubiquitin carboxyl-terminal hydrolase 8-like. NCBI's taxonomy places the organism in Eukaryota, Metazoa, Cnidaria, Anthozoa, Malacalcyonacea, Nephtheidae. The coding region runs from base 174 to 3653 and encodes 1159 amino acids. Gene Ontology annotation, biological process: protein deubiquitination. Gene Ontology annotation, molecular function: protein binding; cysteine-type deubiquitinase activity. The transcript has 16 exons. The record is from RefSeq and is a predicted model, not a curated record.
GAUGAUAAAUUCCGGUGACAAAUUCUAAGACGAAGACGACAAAAACAAAACAAUGAUUGAAAAUGAUUUGACUUCGACCGAAAUCAAGAGAUUUUAAAGACCCCGAAAGGGCGUUAUUUUGUAGGAUAAGGUUUUCGAUCCUUAAAUAUCGGUGUAGGUUCGCAAUUAGCAAGAUGCCGAGCGCUGAAAAGAAGGAGUUACAUGUAGCGAAGAGUGUUGGGGAACUCAACAAGCUCACCCAACUACAGGAUAUUAAAAUAACGAGAAAUUCUAACCCAAAACCAUUGCUAAACUCAGCAGAGAAAGUCUUCAAAAAAGCCUCAGAGUAUGACCUCUUUGGAGAUGAAGAAAAUGCAUAUUUGUUUUAUGUCCGUUAUUUUAAUAUUGUACAAGAAGUUAUGAAGACCACAACAUAUCAGAAAGAUAAGAAAUUCUAUAACAGUCUCAUUGGUAGAACAACAUUGAAUAAAUCUAUUGAGAGAGCAGAAUUCUUAUCAGAAAGUCUCACAAAAAGGUAUAAGAAGCGUGAAGAGGAGAUUAAAUCAGCAGCUAUUGAGAAGGAAAGACAAGCCAAAGAAAAGGAGACAAAUGACAAGAUAAACUCCACCACAAAUGGUAAUGGAGUAGCAAGCAAUACACUUCAAGACAUUGAUGAUUUACUAAAUGGUAAAAAGCUCUCAUCACAAAGCUCUGCUGAUUUGUACAAAAAGUUGCAUGUCAAUCACUCUUCAAUACUCUCACCAAAUGAUAAGAGCCCAAGUGUAAAAGAUGUGUUCAGCCUAUCAUCAGUAAGCUCAAUUUCAUCACCUGCAAUUGAUCCUGUUGCCUUUUACGAACUUCUAAACAGUGCCUUGAACAGUGUCCUUGUAUUAGACACUAGAAGCAAGAAGGAUUUUGAGUCAUCCCACAUCCAUUUUCCCUGUUGCAUAAAUAUCCCGGAUGAUCUUCUCAAAGCAAGUGUGAAUGUUGGUAGUAUUGAACGUAAACUACCAAAGUCGACGUGGAAUCAAUGGAUUGAACGAGGCAGCAAGAGCCACAUUGUGAUUCUCGACCAAAAUACCAAGUUUGAGGACAUCAAGCCUGACAGUAAAGUGAAAUGUCUAAAAGAUGCGAUAUAUUUAUACGAUACGUCAUGUAGUCUCAAGUCAGAGCCGGUGUUUCUUGAUGGUGGUUAUGAGUCAUGGGUUUGGCAUUAUCCAUCCUUGGUCACUAACCCCAAACUUCCCGAGCAGAUUGUGCCAUCUCAGAAUAAAAGUCAGUUCAGCUUGGAUUCCCUCAUUUACCCUGAUUUACCAGUGCUUAAUGAACCAACCAGUCCGAAAUCAGUCAACGGAACAACAAAUGAUCAGGCACAAACGACGCCGAAAGCUCCAGCCAGCAACACACCACCUGCGGAAGCUGGCCCUCGUCAGCCGGUUGGUUCCAUACAGCAGAAUCAUCAUGCUCCACAAACUACUUUUUCCCAAAAUCUACCGCCAACGAUAAAUUCUGUAGCUCAAAGCACUUUAUCAAGCGACGGAAACGCUUUCAAAACUUCAAAUGCCGAUAUGCGUGUUCCGAAAACGCCUGUAACCAAACCACCUCCUCUCAACACUACUAUUCAACAACAACAACAACAACAACAACAACAACAACAGCAACAACAACGACAACAACAGCAACAACAACAAACAGCUCAAGGACGUGGCCUUCAACAACAACCUGGGCAUACCUAUGCCCCAGUCACUUCCAUCAAUGGUGUUACUCCAACCCAUGCCCAAGUACCAGCAAAGCAGGCAACACCUCAAUCUAAGAGUAAUGUUCAAAAUAUUCCAGCACGAAAUCAACCACAGAGCACCACACCACCAACACCCACGUCGAGUACCAGUUGGAUGACCAGUAACAAUUCACCUGCCCCAGGUGCAACACAACCUCAAGUACCCUCAGCCAUAGUCUCUCCUCAACGACCACAGCCUUCAGGUAUAGUGUCCCCGCAACCUCCCUACAAUGUCCGUGGUCACGCACCCUCUAUGCCACGCCCACACACUCCCUCCCCUACCUUACCUCCAACUCACCCACAACCCUCAAUGAGUCAUCAACUCCAGCCAAAUGUCAGCGCCAUUUUACCAAAUAAUACAACCAGAAAUCCUUCAGCUCAAAAUGUCCUACCAAAUGCAACUCCUAAUGUGCCUUUAAAUCCCGCAAAAUCCACGCCAAAUGUCUCAAAUACUACUGUAAUACCUAAGUCUAUACCCAAUGUACCUCAGACGUUCACAGGAAGUCGCACUGGCUUGACGCAUGGGCUCCCCCCCGGCUGGGAACGUGUUUUAGAUAGAAAGACGGGUAGGUAUUACUUCCAAGAUCACAAUACAAGGACAACGCAUUGGAACCUACCUGAGAGCUUGACUCAAACCAUGAACCAGAGCAUCAUGGGACAUAAUACACCAACGGCCAAAGAAACGGAGCCAAAAAAACCAUCCCUGAAAAGGUCGCUGUCUUCUCCUAACCUUGCAAAAAUUGACACGGAAGAGGUGAAUGGUAACACUACAAGAAGUGCCCCAACCCGUCCGGUUAUAAACCGUAGAACGAAGCCACUCACAGAAUCACAACUUGCCAAUCUUGAUCCAAACCAUGGUGGUCAGGGAAAGGCAUUGACCGGCUUGAGAAAUCUUGGAAAUUCCUGUUACAUGAAUUCCGUGUUGCAGUGCCUUCUUGCCACCGCCCCCCUGGCGAAGUAUAUACUAGAGUCUGUUUACGUAGAGGAUAUCAAUAAGACUAAUCCGCUAGGAACUGGGGGUCGUAUAGCAGAAGAACUCGCGGUGCUGACGAGAGUAGCUCACUCGGGAAAUUAUCGCUCAGUCUCGCCGUAUGAGUUCAAGAGAACCAUUGGGAGGUUUGCUCCCGAGUUUGGCGGCACGAAACAGCAGGAUUCGCAAGAAUUUCUCCUGGUGGUUCUUGACCAAUUUCACGAGGACACAAAUCGGGUCAUCAAGAAAGCGUAUAUUGAAGAAAAAAGUAAUGAUGGGUUACCCGACACAGUUGCAGCAAGAUUAGCUUGGGAUAAUCACAAGAAACGUAACCAAUCUAUUAUUGUGGAAUUAUUCCAGGGUCUGUUUAAAUCGACUCUGACCUGCUCAGUCUGCAAUAAACAGAGUGUGACCUUUGAAGCAUUCAUGUCGCUCACACUACCAAUUCCAACCAACGCGUCCUGUCAAAUUGAGGAUUGUAUUCGGCUGUUUACGACAAGAGAGAAAGUUAGCAGAGACAACAAAUGGUUUUGCCCAAGAUGCAAACAGCAUCGUGAGGCAUGGAAGACGAUGGAGAUCUGGAAACUACCUCCGAUACUCAUUGUACAUUUCAACAGAUUUAAACGUGAUUUGGACGGAUCGUGGCUGGAGAAACGUCAAACCAACGUUCAUUUUCCAAGCACAAAACUUGAUCUGUCCAGGUUCGUUCUUGGUCCUAACAAAACGUUGCGCUACAACCUGUACGGCGUCUCGAAUCAUUACGGUUCGAUGACAAGUGGCCAUUACACCGCGUUUUGUCGAAAUAUUUACGACAACAAAUGGUACAAAUUUGACGACAGUGACGUCACAUCGAUGUCGGAAUCAAGCGUCAAGUCACCAGCGGCCUACAUUCUCUGCUACACCUCAGUGGAAUUCGGCAGACCGUGAGUGACGUCUGAUCGAUCGAUAUCAACUGCGUGCUUAAUUUCGUGCCUUUUUCGGAAAAACGUGACUCCUGAACUUUUGUAAAUACCAUAUAUAAAUAAUAGCCCAGGGUGCAUUCCUUUCCUAAAAUUGAAUAUCUUUGGCAUAAACCCAUACUUGUGUUGCUGUAUUGGCGUAUAAUUAGAAAAUUAAACGAGAUUUACCUGUAAAGUCGAAGUUUGAUUGCGAUUCUGCCGAAUCACCCAAACGCUAAACAAAACGUUGCGUGAUCGCUGUGCUUCCUACGUGAUUGCCAAGCGCAGCGGAUAGUGAGGUAUAAUCGCUAAAAGCACGUAUACACACCUUUUAUAAUUUAUGCGAUUUUCUUCUUUUGAUGGAUGUGAACGAGUAGUUAGUUACGAAAGCUCUGAUGUAUAAGAGCUCUUAUUUGAACAUCCGUAACUAAUUCACAUGUUCACAUCCAUCAAAAGAAGAAAAUGUCAAUAUGCUGGCGAAACUGAACGAGAGUAAUUUAACUAGUGAGACUGAAAGAAUGAAACAUAGACGAUCCUUUUCUCAUCCAAAUACGUGGCGUAGAAAGAUACAUUUCGAAACAUUCGACAGGACGAUCGUACGGAAUGCACCCUGUCUUGUCUUGUCCCUGAAUUACUAGUAGCGAAGUUCAGGUUGAUUUCCCCUACCAUCACCGCUUCCAUUGGGAGAACAUGAACCAAUCAUAUGCGAUAUGUCUGUGAGAUUAACCAAUCACGAGCGCAAUUGAUCAGAGAGGAGGGAACAUGAACCAAUCAAAUGCGUUAUGUCUGUGAGAUUAACCAAUCACGAGCGCAAUAGAUCAGAGAGGAGGGAACAUAAACCAAUCAAAUGCGUUAUGUCUAUGAGAUUAACCAAUCACGAGCGUUAUAGAUCAGAGGGGAGGGAACAUGAGCCAAUCAAAUGCGAUAUUGUCUAUGAGAUUAACCAAUCACGAGCGCAAUAGAUCAGAGAGGAGGGAACAUGAACCAAUCAAAUGCGUUAUGUCUGUGAGAUUAACCAAUCACGAGCGCAAUAGAUCAAGGAGUGAAAGUGGAUGUCAAAUCUGAACUUCGAUGUAAAAAUGUAGAUACAAAGUAAAUGAGACAUAUUACUGAAUGUUCAAAACAAAAUAUUCACAUUUGCUGUGCUAUUAUAUAAAGUGGGAACACA